Molecule: messenger RNA, 1081 nt
Organism: Xiphophorus hellerii (green swordtail)
Lineage: Eukaryota; Metazoa; Chordata; Actinopteri; Cyprinodontiformes; Poeciliidae
Exons: 5
Coding region: 16-822 (268 amino acids)
Source: RefSeq, a predicted model, not a curated record
GUGACUCUCUGCAUCAUGACGGGACUCCUGGUUUUUCUCAUCCUGUUGGGUGCUUUUGAUGAGUUGCAAGUACAAGCUCUUCCUCAGGCUAAACUAACAGUGGAUUCAUCAUUAAUCAAAGACACAGAUUCAGUCACAUUAAGCUGUCGGGCUCCAGCUCAUGUUUCUGUGCAUCAGUGUUAUUUCUAUGUGAAUAGAGGAACUCACACACUUUCUCCCUGCAUAAAGACGUUUACAGGAACUGAGCUGCUGUGGAUGUCAAAGCAAAGUUUACCCUCUGUCGCUGAAGUGAGAUGUUUCUAUACUGUAAAAUAUGGAACUGUAAAUUCUCCAUCUCCCCACAGUGAUGUGUCCUAUAUCACUAUAAGUCUUAAGCCACAACUGAAUGUAAACUAUCGUAAGGGUCAGUCUGCUUUCUUCACCUGCUUUCUGCCUGGAUCUGAGAAACAAGAUACAACAUGUAAUCUGUACUUUGGAGAAUCAAGUCGUCCAGCAACAACAACAAUAAUAUCAAAACCCAGCUCAAGAACCAAUCAGUGGUUCUGCUGGACUGAGAUUCAAGAAAAUGAAUUAUUGAGACAUCUAGGUUUGGCUGAACAGAAGGAGGUCAGCUGUGAUUAUAGAUGGGAAAGAGAUGGGAAAUCUUUGUCACCUCGUAGUGAUCCAUACAGAUUCACCGGUAUUGUGGAAGGAGAUUUAACUGAGAUCAGGAAAACAACAAGAUUUAUGAAGACCACAAGCUCAUCGAACUCUGUUUUUCCCAUCCAGGGUAAAGAUGAAAUAUACUUUAGAAAAAUGUUGUUGUCUUUCUUUCUCUACUGAGGUCAUAAUAUCAGCAUCCCAAUGUUUUAGUUUUCAGCAGGAGUAAACAGUCUAGUAAAGCAACUUUUAAACAGCUUAAUCAAAGAUCAGUGGCAAAGUGGGAAAAAAAAAAGUCACCAAAACUACAUAGUGUUCCAGAAGUUAUAGGAAUCAUUGAAAUAAAAAUUCUCUCCAUUUGUCAAACCUUUUCUAUGGCAUCAAAUGCCCUUAAUACCUCUGUUAUAGACUGCUAAAAAUAUUAUGAAAAUCCAUCACAUUA